Homarus americanus (American lobster) is the source of this 2007-nucleotide messenger RNA. RefSeq names its product ryanodine receptor-like. The annotation marks the transcript as partial. The record is from RefSeq and is a predicted model, not a curated record. Gene Ontology annotation, biological process: calcium ion transport. Gene Ontology annotation, cellular component: smooth endoplasmic reticulum; sarcolemma; calcium channel complex. The transcript has 10 exons. Gene Ontology annotation, molecular function: protein binding; ryanodine-sensitive calcium-release channel activity. Lineage: Eukaryota; Metazoa; Arthropoda; Malacostraca; Decapoda; Nephropidae.
AGCAGACAGUUCCACACCGCCGUGACCGCCGUCAUGGCUGCCAGGUUCUUCAGUAAAAAGCGUGAGGCGAGUGCUGACCGCUCCAGAAGUAAAGGCCGCACCCCAGAGCCCUCUUCCAACAGCUUGGAAGUGCCUCGCCCCGGCAGGAAGAACCGUUCUCCCUCCGUCAGGCUCUCUCAGGGCAUAGAGACCAAGUUGGUGCCUCCAGCUAUUCCUGAGAGACAGGGUGCCACGGAGGAGCUGCGGGAGGAGGAGCUAUUUGAUCCUGAGUGCCUCAAGCUGAUGAACGAAUACUUCUAUGGUGUGAGGAUCUUUCCCGGUCAGGACCCCGCCCACGUCUACAUAGGUUGGGUCACCACGCAGUACCAUAUCCACGACACCGCCUUCGACCAGAGCAAAGUGCGCUCCGUCAUCGUGCAAGAGUACACCGAGGAGGGACACAUCCAGAAUGCCGUGGAGCGUCACAGCUGUUACAUGUUCCGCGCUGACGAGCUGCAUGCGGAGGUGACGUCAGACACAGGCAGUAAGGGUGCCUCUCAGGGCAUGUUCAUCGGUUGCUUCAUCGACACUUCGACGGGCUUCAUCACGCUGCAGUGUGACGGCAAGGACACGCGACACAAGUACCGCAUGGAGCCCGGCACCAAGCUCUUCCCUGGGGUGUUCCUGGAGCCUACCAGCAAGGAGGUGCUGCAGAUCGAGUUGGGUCGUACCCCCAACACGCUGCCCCUGAGUGCGGCCGUCCUCCAGAACAGUGAUAAACAUGUCGUGCCCCAGAUGCCCCCCCGCCUCAAAGUCCAGAUACUUAAGCCUUACCAGUGGUCACGGGUACCCAACACGUCACUCAGAAUUCACGCCCUCAAACUCUCUGACAUCCGCGGCUGGUCCAUGCUGGCUGAGGACUCCGUGCCGAUGCUCGCCCUCCACAUCCCUGAGGAGGAUCGAUGCAUCGACAUCCUCGAAUUGAUCGAAUACGACAAGUUACUGAGCUUCCACUCUCACACACUUGCUCUGUACUGCGCCGUGUGCUAUCAGAGCAAUUACCGCGCCGCCCACACCCUCUGUUCUCACGUCGACCAGAAACAAUUGCUGUAUGCCAUGCAGAGCGAGUACAUGUCUGGCCCUCUCCGAAUGGGCUUCUACAACCUCCUGAUAGCGUUGCAUCUUGAGAGCUUUGCUAACACAAUGGAGGUCACCCACAACGAGUUCAUCGUGCCGCUGAGCAGCGAGCUGAAGGAAAUCUACUCUGAGGAAGGAAUGGGCAACUCCAUGUCCGCCAUCCACACCGAGUCCGUCCGUCCCGUCAUGUCUAUGUCUGAUAUCACCACCAACAUAGAGACCAUCAAGGGGCUCUCCUCACCUUACUUCCCACUCGACGUAGCCAGAGAGUUCGUCAUGAAUGCCCUCGCAGAAGCCGUCAAGACCAAUCAGAUCCACAACAGAGAUUCCAUCGGCGGCAGCAACGAAAAUCUUUUUGUGCCGCUGCUGAAACUGGUAGACAAGCUGCUGUUGGUGGGCAUCCUGCAGGACGACGAUAUCAAACGACUCCUCCUUAUGAUCGACCCUCAGACGUGGGACCCAGACUUUGAGCCAGAGGGUAAAGACGAAAACCGUAUAGGUAUUUUGUCGAUGGAGGUCGCUGAGGGCGUGAAGCUACAGCUGUGUUACGUGCUGCACCACCUCCUCGAUGUGCAGAAGCGUCAUCGUGUUGAGUCUCUCAUUGCCUUCGCUCAAGACUACGUGGGCGAGAUCCAACAAGAUCAGCUAAGGCGGUACAUUGAGAUCAAGCAGUCAGACUUGCCGUCCUCUGUGGCUGCCAGGAAGACCCGCGAGUUCCGUUGUCCUCCCCGAGAGCAGAUGAAUGCCAUCUUGGGAUUCAAGAACCUUACCGACGAGGAACUUGAGGAGACACCCUGCGGAGAGGACCUCAGGAAGGAACUACAAAACUUCCACGAACAGCUCAGGGCCAAAGCCAAGAUACCAGGAUCUGAAGAAGUGGGAGAGUCUGAG